This is a messenger RNA of Lagenorhynchus albirostris (white-beaked dolphin), 3072 nucleotides long. It is a transcript of the gene DDHD1, whose product is annotated as DDHD domain containing 1. Bases 163 to 3003 code for a protein of 946 amino acids. Gene Ontology annotation, molecular function: metal ion binding; glycerophospholipase activity. The record is from RefSeq and is a predicted model, not a curated record. Gene Ontology annotation, cellular component: cytoplasm. NCBI's taxonomy places the organism in Eukaryota, Metazoa, Chordata, Mammalia, Artiodactyla, Delphinidae. The transcript is spliced from 15 exons.
CCUCGGUGGGGGCGGAGCCGCCGCCGCUGCCGCCGCAGCCCCGGUCAGGAUUUGAAAGAUUAAAAACUCCUGGUGGAGAGGGCGGCGGCGUUGAAUGUGUGGCGGAAGCGCUGUGGGCCACGGCUCGGCGCCGGGCCGGGCAGCCGGCUGCAUCUCCACAGCAUGAAUUACCCGGGCCACGGGCCUCCCCGAAACCCCGAGCAUAACGGCCGGGGCGGCGGCGGCGGUGCCACUGCUUGGGAGCUGGGCGCGGAUGCGCAGCCGGCGUUCGGCGGCAGCGUCUGCUGCUUCGACCACCUGCCCGCCGGGGACCCGGGCGACGACGAGGUGCCCCUGGCCCUGCUGCGCGGGGAGCCCGGACUGCAUUUGGCGUCGGGAGCGGAGGACCACAACCACCACCUGACGCUGGACCCCUGCCUCAGUGACGAGAACUAUGACUUCAGCUCGGCCGAGUCGGGCUCCUCGCUGCGCUACUACAGCGAGGGCGAGAGUGGUGGCGGCGGCAGCUCCUCGUCGUUGCACCCGCCGCAGCAGUCGCCGCUGGUCCCGACGAACUCGGGGGGCGGCGGGACGGCCGGAGGGGGGCCCGGGGAGAGGAAGCGUACCCGGCUUGGCGGCGCGGCCGCCCGGCACCGCUACGAGGUCGUGACGGAGCUGGGCCCGGAGGAGGUGCGCUGGUUCUACAAGGAGGACAAGAAGACCUGGAAGCCCUUCAUCGGCUACGACUCGUUCCGCAUCGAGCUCGCCUUCCGAACCCUGCCGCAGGCCACCGGGGCCCGGGCCCGGGCGCAGGACCCGGACGGCGACCAUGUGGGCGGCCCGGCCUCCCCCGCGGGGCCGGCGUCCAGCUCCGCGGAGGACGACGCCGAGGACCGCGUCUGCGGCUUCUGUCCGCGCAUUGCCGGGCACGGGCGCGAGAUGGAGGAGCUGGUGAACAUCGAGCGGGUGUGUGUGCGGGGCGGCCUCUACGAGGUGGAUGUGACCCAAGGAGAAUGCUACCCGGUGUAUUGGAACCAGUCCGAUAAAAUACCAGUAAUGCGUGGACAGUGGUUUAUUGAUGGUACUUGGCAGCCGCUAGAAGAAGAAGAAAGUAAUUUAAUUGAGCAAGAACAUCUUAGCUGUUUUAGAGGUCAGCAGAUGCAGGAAAGUUUUGAUAUUGAAGUGUCAAAACCCAUAGAUGGAAAAGAUGGCAGUGGGAUCAGCUAUUCCGUUGUCUACCACCUCCCUCCCUUCUCCCUCCCUUCUCUGUUCAAAUGGAGAGGAUAUAAGGAGAGUGCAGAUGCGGCAGGUCUUAAACGAAAGCGUUCCCAAGCUAUUCAUAGUUUCAAGCUGAGUCGAAACCACGUGGACUGGCACAGUGUGGAUGAAGUGUAUCUUUAUAGUGAUGCAACAACAUCUAAAAUUGCAAGAACAGUUACUCAAAAACUGGGAUUUUCUAAAGCAUCAAGUAGUGGGACCAGACUUCAUAGAGGUUAUGUAGAAGAAGCCACAUUAGAAGACAAGCCAUCACAGACUGCCCAUAUUGUAUUUGUUGUGCAUGGCAUUGGGCAGAAAAUGGACCAAGGAAGAAUUAUCAAAAAUACAGCCAUGAUGAGAGAGGCUGCAAGAAAAAUAGAAGAAAGGCAUUUUUCCAACCAUGCAACACAUGUUGAAUUUCUGCCUGUUGAGUGGCGGUCAAAACUUACUCUGGAUGGAGACACUGUUGAUUCCAUAACUCCAGACAAAGUGCGAGGUUUAAGGGAUAUGUUAAAUAGCAGUGCAAUGGACAUAAUGUAUUAUACUAGCCCACUUUAUAGAGAUGAACUAGUUAAAGGCCUUCAGCAAGAGCUGAAUCGAUUAUAUUCCCUUUUCUGUUCUCGGAAUCCAGACUUUGAAGAAAAAGGGGGUAAAGUCUCAAUAGUGUCACAUUCCUUGGGAUGUGUAAUCACUUAUGACAUAAUGACUGGCUGGAAUCCAGUUCGACUCUAUGAACAGUUGUUGCAGAAGGAAGAAGAGUUGCCUGAUGAACAAUGGAUGAGCUAUGAAGAACGUCAUCUUCUUGAUGAGCUCUAUAUAACUAAACAACGGCUGAGAGACAUAGAAGAACGGCUACAUGGAUUGAAAGCAUCAUCUAUGACACAAACACCUGCCUUAAAAUUUAAGGUUGAAAAUUUCUUCUGUAUGGGAUCCCCGCUGGCAGUUUUUUUGGCAUUGCGUGGCAUCCGCCCAGGAAACACUGGAUGUCAAGACCAUAUUUUGCCCAGAGAGAUUUGUAACCGAUUACUAAACAUUUUUCAUCCAACAGAUCCAGUGGCUUAUAGAUUAGAACCGUUAAUACUGAAACACUACAGCAACAUUUCACCAGUCCAGAUCCACUGGUAUAAUACUUCCAAUCCUCUACCUUAUGAGUAUAUGAAGCCAAGCUUUCUUCACCCAGCAAAAGAACCUACCUCAAUUUCAGACAGUGAAGGCAUUUCAACAAUACCAAGCCCUGUGACUUCACCAGUCUUGUCCCGCCGACACUAUGGGGAAUCUAUAACAAAUAUAGGCAAAGCAAGCAUAUUAGGGGCUGCGAGCAUUGGAAAGGGACUUGGAGGAAUGUUGUUCUCAAGGUUCGGACGUUCAUCUGCAUCACAGCCAUCUGAGGCAUCAAGGGACUCUGUGGAAGACGAGAAGAAGCCGGUUGCCUCACCUCCCACGUCCACUGUGGCAACGCAGACCCUUGCACAUAGCAGUUCUGGCUUUCUUGACUCUGCAUAUUUCAGACUUCAAGAAUCGUUCUUUAAUCUCCCACAACUUCUUUUUCCGGAAAAUGUAAUGCAGAAUAAAGAUAAUACCCUCGUGGAAUUGGAUCACAGAAUUGAUUUUGAACUCAGAGAAGGCCUUGUGGAGAGCCGCUAUUGGUCAGCUGUCACAUCGCACACUGCCUAUUGGUCGUCCUUGGAUGUUGCCCUCUUUCUUUUAACCUUCAUGUACAAACAUGAGCACGAUAAUAGUGCAAAACCCAACUUUGAUCCAGUCUGAACUGUUGAAGGACAUUAAUGGCCCCAAACUGAUUUUUUUCUGUUAAAAUAUAUGUGUCAACAUACGGAA